AUUGUAACCUGUUAAAAGAAAUGAUCAUCACGCCUCAUGAGUUCACUACAACCAAACAUACUAAAAUAUUAAGAAAAGAUCAUCACGUUCAUCUUCUUCUAUAUAAAGAAAUGAUCAUCACGUUCAUCUAUAUAAAGAAAAGAUCAUCACGUUCAUCUUUUUGUUUUUACUAUAAUGGAGAGUUAAAAACUUUUGUUAAAAAACUUUAAUAUUAUCAUUAUCUCAAAAGUACAUGGAGAGUUAAAAACUUUUGUUAUUAUUAUCUGACCUUUUAAUAUUUUGUAGAUAAUUUUAGAUAAUUCAAUAAAAAUGUGAGAAAAUUUUCUAGAUAAUUAUUGGACGAAAUUAUUGUCUAGAUAAUUUUAGAUAAUUCAAUUUUUAAUUAUUUUCUAGAUAUGUCAUCAUCUUCAUCCGAUGAAGUCGAUGAAAGAUUGGACGAAAUUUGUGAAGAAUACGUAGAAGAAAUAUACAACGACAUUGUGGAGGCCCAAACCAUACCGCAAAGGACACGUGCAUAUGUAGAACGACACCGCGAAGGAGGACAAGACCAAUUAUGGAAUGAUUACUUCAGCGAAAAUUCGACUUUCUCGACUCAAUUAUUCAGACGCCGUUUCCGCAUGAAUAAGGAAUUAUUCUUGCGUCUUGUUCAUGGCCUAGAAGCGUCCUUUCCAUUCUUUCAGCAAAGAAGAGAUGCAACCGGCAGGUGGAGUCUUACUGCACUACAAAAAUGUACUGCAGCUAUUCGUCUGCUCGCUUAUGGUACCGCGGCCGACACCGUUGACGAAUAUCUGCGACUUGGUGAGACCACUGCACUUUCGUGUUUACAUAAUUUUAAUUCAAAAUAUUUGGAAUAAAUUUGGUGAAGAAGAUUAGAAAUUAUUCUAUCUUUAUGUAAAAUUAAUGUUCUUUUCUUUAAUUGUUGUCUUUUUAUGUUUAAUUAAUGUAUUUUAUGUUUAAUUAUGGAAUUUUAUGUUUAAUUAUGGAAUUUUUUGUUUAUUUAUUAUAUUUAGUCAUCCAAUAUAUAUAAAUUAUAUUUCACAACAAAUUUUUUUUUUUUUUUGUAAGGAUCCCAACUUCGGACUCACCAUUGUACAGCUAUUUUUCACAAGAGUCCUUAACAAUUAAAAAAAAAAAAAAAAAAAAAAAAAAAGAUUAAUCUAAUCCUAAGGACUCCACAAUGGGUAUCACCAUUGUGGGUGCUCUUACGGACCACAACGUUAAUAAAUGCCCUUUAUAACUUUACUUCUUUCGUUUGUCAAGUUGUUCAUAUUAAGAGCGUCCGCAACGGGGGUUCAUCCCGAAUCCUUAACGCUAAAGCAUAUCGAUCGUCGGAGAGAUAUUUUCCCGUCGAAGAAAAUGAGGAUUGACGAUAACGAAGGCGUCUCAGCUUCCAGCAAGCACCUGGUCUUCGCUUACUACGUCACUGGACACGGCUUCGGUCACGCCACCCGCAUCGUCGAGGUUGUCCGUCACUUGAUCGCGGCCGGGCACGACGUUCAUGUCGUCAUCGGCGCGCCUGAUUUUGUCUUCACGUCCGAGAUUCAGUCUCCUAGGCUAAAGAUUCGAAAGGUUCUUUUGGACUGUGGAGCUGUGCAAGCUGAUGCUCUGACUGUAGAUCGUCUUGCCUCCUUAGAAAAGUAUGUGGAAACAGCUGUGAUUCCUCGAGCUGAAAUCUUGGAAACAGAAGUGGAGUGGCUUCAUUCUAUCAAAGCUGAUUUCGUGGUGUCUGAUGUUGUCCCCGUAGCGUGCCGUGCAGCGGCUGAUGCUGGCAUACGUUCUGUCUGUGUCACCAACUUCAGGUGACGUUUUUUAAUAUCCUACUUUCAGUUUUGGUGUGUCUUGUUUGGCCUCCUGAGGUCUUGAGCGUGUUGUAGUCCACGUUCACAACCUAGCUUUUGUUAUCAAAUGUUCAACUCCCCUGUUUUAAAAGAAAAUGUUUAUAGUGAAAAUAUAGUCACAAAUUGAUUUUCUCCGGUGAUCGAAUUGAAUAGCGCAAAUUGGUUUCAUGCUCA
Molecule: messenger RNA, 2012 nt
Organism: Brassica rapa (field mustard)
Lineage: Eukaryota; Viridiplantae; Streptophyta; Magnoliopsida; Brassicales; Brassicaceae
Product: L-arabinokinase-like
Source: RefSeq, a predicted model, not a curated record